AUGCUGAGCCUCUGCCUCUCCAGGGCCUCCCUGGUCCUUCGGCCCAUGGCACGUCUGGCUUCUUCUGCCCCAUCACGACUUCAGCCUCGGGGCAGCUCCACCUCAGAGGAGCUCCUCUCUCUGGAGCAUAAGUAUGGGGCACCCAUUUACCAGCCGGUCCCUGUCAUCCUGGAUAGGGGUGAAGGUGUGUUUGUGUGGGACAUGGAUGGACACCAGUACUAUGACUUCCUGAGCGCCUGCAGCUCCCUGAACCACGGCCAUAGACACCCACGCAUCCUGGAGGCUCUGCACACUCAGACGUCCAAGCUCACCCAGACCUCCAGGGCCUUCCACCACAGCCUCCUGGGCCUGUACCAAGAGUACAUCUGCUCUGUGUUUGGCUACGACAAGGUCCUGCCCACUAACACUGGGACAGAAGGAGGAGAGACGGCCUGUAAACUGGCACGCAGCUGGGCCUACAAGGUGAAGGGGGUCCCCAAAUAUCAAGCCAAAAUAAUAUUUGCACGUGAAGUAAGCCAAGUGGAGAGUCCACAGCUUCAUGUGGUGUUAGCCAUGUUUGGGAGGGGUGUCUGGAGAAUCAAAGGUGAAUAA
Messenger RNA from Knipowitschia caucasica, 591 nucleotides. NCBI's taxonomy places the organism in Eukaryota, Metazoa, Chordata, Actinopteri, Gobiiformes, Gobiidae. The record is from the annotation of a GenBank genome assembly.